AUGCGCUUCGCCAUUUUCAUCUUCAUCUCGACUUCUCUUGCGCUUCUCAUCCCGAGAUGCGACACAGGGUAUGCAAGGCUUGGCUCUGAUAAUAAUGCUGGAUCCCGUUCUAACGAGGCUUCCAACAGCGAUCAUGCCUCUUCUUCCAUCGAUGCUCGUGAGCUGAACCCAUCUGCCGCCGUCGUUGCGACUUCAGCUUCAAAAUCAACAUAUCCAUACACCAAAAAGAUCAAGACUGUUUCGACUCAGCCCACCACAACACCGUUGCCAACACGUGCGUUGACGACCGAGGUUGAAGAUCCUGAAGAUUGUGUCCCUCACUCAAUUUGUGUGGACAAGAUCAGUCCUUGCGGUAAACGCUAUGGAGGAUGCUAUGACGAGAACUUCUGUGAUGGCAACACAAGCCCAUACCCCAUUCCUACUUGUCCCACAAUGGUGACCAAGAAGCGAGAACCCGUCCCAGCGCCAACCAUCACACCAGCUUAA
Aureobasidium pullulans EXF-150 is the source of this 486-nucleotide messenger RNA. RefSeq lists its product as uncharacterized. The transcript has 2 exons. The record is from RefSeq and is a predicted model, not a curated record. The coding region runs from base 1 to 486 and encodes 161 amino acids. NCBI's taxonomy places the organism in Eukaryota, Fungi, Ascomycota, Dothideomycetes, Dothideales, Saccotheciaceae.